AUGGCCUUUCACCAAACACCGCUGCACUAUGCGGUGAUUGAAGGAAAUGAGGCAGCCGCGUACUCGCUCGUCGCCUGCGGGGCGGACGUGCACGCCGUCGACCACGAGCACGACACCAUGCUGCACUGGGCGGCGAGUCGCGGCCACCUGAACCUGAUUCGCUUCUUCAUCAGCCAGGGUCUGGAUGUGAACGCUGCGGACAUGUAUGGACAGACCCCUCUCCACGCCGCGAGCAUCAACGGCGAUGCUGCGUGUGUGCAGCUGCUUGUUGACCGCGGCGCAGACGUGAGCGUGCGCGACUCCAACGGAUACACGGCAUACGACCUGGCCAAACGCGAGCCGAAGAAGAGGGAGGGCGCCCUGCUCUUCUUCCGCGUGCGCGAGCAGCAGGCCAAGCUGCGCGGGUUUGCCUGGCUGCUGCGUCGCAUGUUCUUCACAAAGGACGGCGAGAGCCAGGUGUGGCAGCGCUUCGUGCUGCUCGCCUUUGUCUGCAGCAACUACAUCUACUUUGGAUGGGUGCACCCUUUCCUGCCUCCCCUCCACGCCCUGCUCUUCCUCUCCGUGCAGGUUGCCAUGUGGGGUCUGUGGAUGUGGGUUGCUCGCCGUGAUCCAGGCACGUUUCGCCCGACUGCAUCGCGCGUACAGCAGUACGAGGCCGCCCUUCGCAACUUUGCCUCGCCAAACAUCACCAGCGAGGAAGCAGAGCAGGUUGCGUCACGGUUCUGCCACACGUGCCGCGUUGUUCGGCCACCGCGGGUGCACCACAGCAGCGUCAGCAACUCGUGUAUUGUCGACUACGACCACGCGUGCGAUUUCAUGGGACACGUCAUUGCCAUCAACAACCGCCGCCAGUUUAUGCUCACCAUCUUCAUGCUCGCGCUCCUCACCUCCUUCAUCGCCGUCAAGGUGUAUCUGCUGCAGCCCGCGUUCCCGCGAACCGUCGCCUUUUGGGUUUCGUAUCUUGUCCUCCUUGCCUCCGCCUCCUUCUGCAUCCAGCUCGUCGGCUCACACGCCCUGUACGUCUCUCGCGGCCUCACCCUUGCCGAGGCCGUCAAGCGCAAGUUUCCCGAUGGUUCACCCUACAAUCGCGGGCUCUUGCGCAACUGGGCGCACUUCUGUGGCACCACGCCCACGCCCGCUCCACACAAGCCUCCAUCGCAUGUCUAGCUCUGCAUGUGUGCGUGUGUGUGUGUGUGUGUAUUUGUGCGCUUCACUGUUUGUUCUUUCGUGCCUUCCCUCCUCUCCUCUCUGCGUGUUUGCUCCCACGUGUCCAUACGCGGCUCCUCAUCACUCGCUCGCUUGACUUGUACAUACUUGAAUAGAUGGUCAUAACCUC
Molecule: messenger RNA, 1336 nt
Organism: Salpingoeca rosetta
Lineage: Eukaryota; Choanoflagellata; Craspedida; Salpingoecidae
Exons: 4
Coding region: 1-1167 (388 amino acids)
Molecular function (GO): protein binding; palmitoyltransferase activity
Source: RefSeq, a predicted model, not a curated record